This is a messenger RNA of Paraglomus occultum, 2814 nucleotides long. NCBI's taxonomy places the organism in Eukaryota, Fungi, Glomeromycota, Glomeromycetes, Paraglomerales, Paraglomeraceae. The record is from the annotation of a GenBank genome assembly.
AUGGAUGAAAUACAUCUUACUCCGAUGGAUACGUCGACAGACUCUCCAUCACUGGACAGUAUGAAAGCAGAUUAUGAUGAGCUGCACUCCAUUAAUCUACAGACAAGAAUUCAUGCACUUCGACGGAUUAACAGACUUAUAAUGUUUCGAGAUGAUGAAUCGCGAACUGGAUUAUUGCAUGCUUUAAGUUCGCGAUUAUUGGUAGAGGAAGAUAAAGAUGCUAAGGCGUUGAUUGUCAUGGCGUUAGAGAAGCUAGCACAUUUACCUUCAUUCGACGGUUCCAAGAUUCUACAAAUCCUAAUGAAUCAGACAGAAACGGAUUCGACAAAGUUGAAAUGCCAGAUUUACGAUUGUAUAUUUAGAAUACUUAAAAUCAAACACUUCAAUACAUACAAUUCACCCGACUUUGCCAGACUCCUGCAGGCACUAUCUAAGCUCGUUAUAAAAGAACUAUCCGAUUCUCAUUAUCGCAUCCGAUCCAUUUGCAUUCAACUACUGACUUCAUUACCAUCGCUCAUCAGUCGCACCAAAUCAAUACACGAACAGUCUGGUCAGAAAAUUCCCUAUUAUCCGUCUGAACAGGAAAUACAGACAAUUAUUCGUAAUUAUGGUACUGAUGUCGAUCCAAGAGUUAGAAGGACGGCUCUCAAAUCUUUACUUCGUUUACAUCAGCGUGGCUGUAAGUUAGAGUUAUCUUUGUACGAUUUAUGCAAAGAAAGUCUCAAAGACGAUUACGAAGAAGUCAGAAUUGAAGCGUUGAAUUUGAUAUGGGUGUUGAGCAGUCUCUAUCCCAACAGUACGGUGAAACCGUUCCUCGACAAUUCUCUUGACAAAAGUGUUAGACUUGUUGAUGACGCAUUCAUUAGAAUAUGUGAUAUUAUUAGUGAUGUCUCCGUGAACGUUCGCAGUAAGGCCUCCACUUUACUUGGAAGCUAUAGACAAGCGGAGGGUUCUAUUCUACUGCAAACGUUUAGUAAAGAGAAAAUGACGAACUUUGGGAGACAGAAGGGUCGCUAUAUGGAUGACGUUAAAACAGUAAAAAUUAUCCCUACUCCCGAAGGCGAUUUCGAUGUCCAGGAUGAAUUUCGUUUGUUGGACUCGGGGGCAUGUGGGGCUUUCGUUCAUGGGUUGGAAGAUGAAUAUCAAGACGUCAGAUAUGCCACUAUUGAUUCUAUAUGCGAACUAUGCAUGCAUAACUCAACGUUUGCUGAGAAGGCAGUUGAUUUUCUAGUGGAUAUGUUUCACGAUGAAAUCGAUUCUGUUAGAUUAAAUGCGAUCAAUAGUCUUCGAAAGAUAUCAACAAACGCAGAAAUAAUCUUUAACAGAGAACAAUUAACUAUCGCCUUGAGUGUACUUGAUGACGCAGAUCCGACAGUGCGCGAAUCAACUCACGGGUUGUUGCGAACUGUGAGAUUGGCUGAACAAGACAUGGUUAUGAAACUUAUCGAAAUAAUGAAGAAUAACGUGACAAGAUAUCCAGAAGACCAGUUAUCUAUAUACCAAUGUUUUCGUGAUUUCGGUGCAAAGCAUAAUGAUUUUAUUGAAUACUUGGUACCGGUGUUCUUCACGUUGGAACAAGGGUUUAAACCAGUAGAGAAACAUGUGGACGAUCCAAAGCAUAUUGGACAUGUCAUUAUGACCUUCAACGCGGCUCAUUCUAAUUCCAAGAUACUCGAAAUUAUACCGGAUUAUCUAUGGAGGCACUACACUUAUCUGAGAGAUAAAUUUCCCAGUUGCUUUUUUGAAAUACAAAUGCCUUCAAAUUUGUCAAAGCCAAAGAAGCAAAAGGGAGUCGAUUUUCAUGAGGAUGGACAAAAUGUUCAGAAAUUUAUGGAAGAAAUCUUAACAACUAUAAGUAAUUUAGAAUCGCUAUUCAAGGGCGACUUGGACACUGCUAAACGAAAUGCGAGAGUGUGCCUGAGAGACCUCAAGUAUAUAGCACACGUGGCUCCAUUGCUUUCAGGAAAGGCCGAAUUUGCGAUCAUGUACCUCGAAUGUGUAAAGAUAAUCAUCGAGAUUAAACAAAAUUAUUUGCAGCCCAAUUUCAUAGUAGUAGCCUCAAACUUAGCGGGCCAAUUGCUUGCUCUUUCUUACGUAAUGGAAAAUACAUUCCUAGGGCUUCCUGGCCAGGCAAGACGGUUCUUCGUUACCGCAAGGCUGUUAGCAAACUUGGUCUGGAUAGUAGGAUCAUUGAGGCAGAUAAACAAGGAAUUUGGUGGGGAAGAUUCUAAUCUUAAUCAACUCGGUGAUUUCCAAAGUAGAUUGCAGCGAGCCCAUGACCAUACAACAGUAACAACCAUAACACCAUUAUUUGAUUAUAUUGAAUCAUUCGUGCCUCCAACAGUAGAUUUUCGGAAUUUAUUAAAGAGAUCGGAUGCGGUAAUUAUAGAACCUGCAUACCAGUCAACCACAGAGCAAGUGUUCAAUAGCGAAUUUCCGUUGAGAAUACGCAUUAUAGCAGACGUGUUUAACGUUGCCGAUACAGGCCGUAUCGGAGUACAGGUGACUUUCCCAGAUCAGAAAGUCAGACAAUUUUGGCCUCCUUCUUCUCAGUUCGUGCUUAUUAAGCCAUUUUAUUAUCGAUUGAAAACAUCUAUAGAGAUCUCCCAAUCCUCAUGGACCGCAAAAUGCUCGAUCGAAAUAAAAAUAAUUCGAUCGUUUGAAACAGACAUCCCGGACUUGGACGAGUGUAUCUUACGACAGACCGCCACCAGAGAUGUCGUAUCCACUACCUCCUGUGGCACCAUUGCCUUGUCAAAGGUUCCUCUUAAUUACAAAAUCUGGCCGACGCAUCCAAUUAGACCCGAUCGUUAG